Messenger RNA from Nelumbo nucifera (sacred lotus), 1752 nucleotides. RefSeq names its product NAD-capped RNA hydrolase DXO1. Gene Ontology annotation, molecular function: mRNA 5'-diphosphatase activity. Gene Ontology annotation, cellular component: nucleus; cytosol. NCBI's taxonomy places the organism in Eukaryota, Viridiplantae, Streptophyta, Magnoliopsida, Proteales, Nelumbonaceae. Gene Ontology annotation, biological process: nuclear-transcribed mRNA catabolic process; NAD-cap decapping. The record is from RefSeq and is a predicted model, not a curated record.
AAAAAAAAAAAAAAAAAAAAAAUGGAUUUCUCAGAACAAUACGCCAAUGUGUUCGGCGAACAGUUCGAACAGGACGACCAGAGAGAGAAAGAGGAAGAAGACAGCCACGAUUCUUCUUCUUCAUCUUCGUCGUCGUCGGCUACUACAGCUUCAAGCCGUUAUCUGGUGCCCGUAUUACCUCCAAUACGAAAUUCUAACAAUCAUACUAGAGGAACUUUUGGACGUGGACGUUGGCAAUCUGGACACCAAAAUGAUAGGGGGCAUGGUAUCCUGCCACGACCUGGGUCUUAUCAUCAUAGACAGAACUAUGGUUUCAGAUCUAGGUUUUCCAAUGGACGUCAAGACGAACGUUUUGUUUCUGAGUUGAAGCUCUCAAAGAGUGAAGAAACUCUAUCUAGGAAAUGCAUUGCAUUUCAGGAGCCUUGUGAAAUUGCGUGCUACAGUCGUGUAGAAGGUGGAGAUGUUUACUUUGAUGACCGUAGUUUGAGGCUUUUUAAACGUCUUAUUACUGAAGAUGUUGGAGCUGAUUUGAAUGAAGGAUUUGAGUCUUUUGUUGAGAAAAAAGAAAUCAGCUGUCAUGGGUUUGGUGAUCUUCUCAGUUGCAUAAGAGACAAAAAUAUACCACUUCAAAAUAUACAUUUUGUGACUUUCAGAAAUAAUCUUAACAAGAUAUUGGCUACUGCCUAUAUUAGACAUGAACCAUGGGAGAUGGGGGUUCAUAAGAGAAAUGGGGUUGUCUAUCUUGAUGUGCAUAAUCUUCCAGAAAGGCCACGAAAUGAGCUAGAUCGUCGGAGAUGCUACUGGGGCUACUGCUUUGAAAGCCUUGCCACUGAAGAUUCAAGAGGACCUGACGGGGAUGGGAUUCAUCAUUUAGAUGCAAAUGUUGAGUUCUGUUCUGUGAUUAAAACAAAGUUAGGGGCCCAUCGUAUCAUUAUGGGUGCCGAAAUGGACUGCUGUGAUUCUACUGAUGAAGGAAGAAGGUUUUAUAUUGAGCUGAAGACAAGUCGUGAGUUGGAUUAUCAUACUGAGGGGAGAUAUGAAAGAGAGAAACUGCUGAAGUUUUGGAUACAAUCAUUCUUGGCAGGUGUUCCUUACAUUGUUAUCGGAUUCAGGGAUGAUUCAGGCCGUCUUGUCCGCACAGAGAGACUACGAACCAAAGAUAUUACACUGAAUAAAAUGAAGGGCUACUGGCAGGGAGGAGUUUGCCUGGCAUUUACUGACGAGGUGUUAUGCUGGCUCUAUGGGACAGUUAAAGAGAAUGAAGACUACAUCUUACAGUUUGCCCCACCUUUCAACCGUUUGGAGCUUCUUCAAGCCCAGUCUUGCCCGGAUGUAAUUACUAGCCAUAUAGAGCAGUUAUAAGCAUAAGGAGGCAAAUUUGGUAUACUUGUAUACAUGGGCGGAGAAGGAGAUAAAUUUAAAUCAUUUGCAAGCUGUAAUUCUUUUUUUACUAUGCACGGUGCGUGCUCAAGUCAGUGGUUAUCUGCUUCUAGUAGACCAGCAGCUCUCCAACAAAGGAGUUGAUUAGACUAUUAAAGCAUGAGAUGAGCGGGGAAACCAGCCCAACAAAGGAGUUGAUUAAACUAUUAAAGCAUGAGAUGAUCGGGAAAACCAGCCCGGAUAUGCUGAAAGCAAAAAGCGUGCGAACACACUGAGAGUAUAUCAUACUUGGAACGUUAAAUUCAUUGCGACAUGUUCCCAAUGUGCUCCUGGAUGCUGUGCUAUUAGCAUGCAAGCAUGAUUUUUGAUAAA